Messenger RNA from Heterotrigona itama, 560 nucleotides. Lineage: Eukaryota; Metazoa; Arthropoda; Insecta; Hymenoptera; Apidae. The record is from the annotation of a GenBank genome assembly.
AUGAUACUGGAUAGAUGCGUUGCCACGGACCGAACUUCGCGAGUGGUGAACUGUCGCCGAUGGGAUCUCGGGAAAGGAGCUAUGUAAUUUAAUUUAGCACUCCAACGAUAACACGUUGAACAUACAUAGCAGCCUACUUUCAUUACGUUUCAUCAUGUUUGUUUCAUUUAUAUUUAUAUAUUAGUUGAAAACGAAUUAAAGGAAACGCUAUUGUGUCAAAGGUGUGUAACGUACCAUUUGUUUUCUUUGACAGAUGCCCGAUAUCAUGGCCGACAUAUUGCCUGAGAAAUUCUACAACGAUAUCUUCAUUUUUAAAAGCCGAGGUUUCCAGUCUCGGAGGACGGAGGAUGGGGGUUGUUCCGGAUCUCCUGCACAAUAGGUUUAACAAAACGCGCUGCACGGAGAAGAGGCCGACUGAUAUACAGCUUGCAAUUGACUGGAACGUAUAUUAUACACGGCUCACGAACGGGGAAGCGAGUCUCGAGGGCCGUCUUCGUGAGGAGCGACCGGUGCCGGUUUAUUCCCGAUCAAAUGUUUUUGUCCGACCGUCGCAAACCUAA